Gadus chalcogrammus (walleye pollock) is the source of this 2741-nucleotide messenger RNA. RefSeq names its product neuron navigator 2-like. The transcript is spliced from 3 exons. The record is from RefSeq and is a predicted model, not a curated record. Bases 22 to 441 code for a protein of 139 amino acids. Lineage: Eukaryota; Metazoa; Chordata; Actinopteri; Gadiformes; Gadidae. Gene Ontology annotation, biological process: neurogenesis; nervous system development.
CGUCUGUUCCUCUCCUGCCCCAUGGACGUGGAGGGCUCCCGGGUGUGGUUCACCGACCUGUGGAACUACUCCAUCAUCCCCUACAUGCUGGAGGCCAUCAGGGAGGGGCUGCAGCUGUACGGUCGCAGGGCAGCCUGGGAAGACCCCGCCCACUGGGUGAUUGACACCUACCCCUGGUCGGCCACGCCCACCCCAGCCGAUUGGCCGCCGCUGCUGCAGCUACGCCCAGAGGACGUGGGGUUUGACGGUUACUCCGCCCCCAGAGAGGGGGCCCGCAAAGAGCCCCCCCAGAGCGACAGUGAUGCAGACCCGCUGAUGAACAUGCUGAUGAGGCUGAAGGAGGCGGCCACGUCCUCCAGCCCCCACAGCUACGACAGCGACUCCAACAGCAACAGCCACCAAGACGACCUGCUGGACUCCUCCCUGGAGUCCACCUUGUGACAGAAGUAACCCUCACGCUCUGGGUUCACUCUCCGGUCACAUGGUGGUUGUUUUUUAAACCCUUUCUUUAUUUGCGUUGAGAAUGUGAAUGAUUGAUUUUCCUCCCCAAAAAAUGUAACAUGCCACCUUGGUUUGGAUGCGGGUCAUCCAAACGGGACACUAAUGAAUGGACGAGUGCACAGAGAGAGAGAGAGAGAGAGAGAGUCACAGUCACAGAGGAGUUGUGUUUCACUGUUUGUGUGUCCUAACCGCAGUGCCCCAGUGGCAUCUUUCCGAGACACCUGUGCUCCGAUUGUUCUUCAGAGUUAACGUUCACUAGAUCAUCGUCAUCGUCGAUACCUCCUCACUGGAGCAGCCGUGCGUCGCGUUUAAUGAGGAAACGCUGCCGUAAUAAUCAAAUGGCUCCACUGGCCACCUUGCGUCGCGUCCAACGGCUCCGUCAAAGCCAAACACAUCGGCGGGCUUCAGUUGUCAUCGGCGAACACUAUCAUCCACUCACCACUAUCACUCAUAAAGGAUGACACCAUGGCAGGCGAAGUAAUUUGUUUGUGAACGCGCACAGUGGAGAACGACCUGAGAUUCGGCCACCAACUGCAGUACGCCAGUCCUCCCUGUAGAUGGCGCCACAGGUUCACCUCUACUGGAGCACCGCACGUUUCACGGCUGGGUUUGGAGCUACCAGCGUUCAACAGCACAAAGGAGUGGGUCAGUGGAUUGAUUUGGAAACAGACGUUUUUUAUUUUUUAUUGUUUGGAAUGGAAGGGUGUUCAACGGGUGUGAUUCCCCUGCACGUGGGAAGUCACAACACUUCCCUUAUAGUUUAACGAGGCACUCCCUGUGUCUUUGCAUUGCAUUUCAUGGACUCACCCCUCAUCAAACCUUGAUGUCCUUGGGCCCUCAGGGGCCACCGUAGCACAAGUGUAUUUUGGUGCUGGACUGAACUGAAAACCAAUGCCUUACUCUUUUGCUCUUUUGUAACAGACGAUGUGCAUUAGCUACUUGGUUACCUGUCUACAUAGCUGUAAGAGAAUUACAAUAUACACAAAACGUAUAGGGCUCGGUGCGCACUCUCCAGAGACCUGUGCUCUCACAGGUCUUCAGAGAGGCAACCUUUUUUUUUUGUUCACGUCAGAAAGCAGUACCACAGAGUGGAAGAGGAGCAGGUGGAAAAGCAGGACUUUUAAAAGAUGUUUAAUCAAUGUGUAUGCAUGUUGAGACCCAGAUGUAAAUAUUUGGACAACCAGCAAAGAAAAUACUAAAGUAAAAGAGUUUAAAGUCAACUCCCCCAAUGUUGUGUAUCGGUGCGGUCGGGGGAAGAUAAGGAUAAUUCCUAUUUUCUGUCCAUACCUCAUCGUCCUUAUCUAUGGAACCUGUGUGCGCUUUGUGUCCAUGCUUGACUUCUGUUCCAAUCGGUGGUUUGUGAUGAACACACUAUUGCCACGCUAUACAUGUCGGAUCAGUUAUGUGAAAAAUAUUGUACGUUUGCUGCUUUGUUAAUAAAUAAUAGUGAUAUAAUUUACUUGAUGUUGAUAAUAUAAAGGUAACAGAGGCUGAUUAACAAAUAGCCCAGUGGUCGUUUCCAGAAGAGCAACAUAGAAUAUAACAGAUCAUAUAUGGCUCAUCUGGAGAUUAACCUGGCUCUAUUUCUUUUUGUACAUUAACGUCAUGAAGUCGCUUUAAGUCGCGUUUCGCUGUGCAGUGUCAGUGUAUAUCGGUCACCAAUCCUAUGCAAGAUUCAUUCCGCUGUCGAGAUGGAAGCCAAACCUCCACGGUGCUCCACUGCAUUCAAACAAGAGUUGUGAAUACUUUGUUCUUGUAGUUCUUUAACCACCACGAUAAUGUCUGUGCUUUUUUCUUUUCUUUUUUGAAGAUGCUCUCUGGCAAUGUUAACCGAAAGCACAACGGAAACAGAGCCUGUACUUCUGUUCAGUUUUGUAUUAAGCCUGUCUGGAGAAGGGUGGGAUGAGGCAUUGAAUUGAGGUACUUAACAAACCCUAAUGAAUGUUUAGCAUUUUCUGCUAUGUACAUUUUUAUAUGUAACAUAACUUUGUAAAUGACUGAUGACCUUGCAACCUUUGAUUACUUUUUCUAGAUGAUUUGUAACAGUACUUGAAAAAGGUGUAUUUUGUGUACAGUCUCUAUUCAUGGGGGCUGGUGCGGUGGAGUUUCCCAUCGCUGGCCUGUGCAGGGCUUGGAGAAUGAACUCUGAUUUCACUGUACUAGUCUUAAGUUAUUGUGAUUCAAUAAAAUUAAUGAUUAUUUAUGGUUGAAGAGGCACUCAUUUCUUUCUGUUUUUUCAC